This is a messenger RNA of Pocillopora damicornis (cauliflower coral), 1458 nucleotides long. RefSeq names its product arylamine N-acetyltransferase, pineal gland isozyme NAT-3. NCBI's taxonomy places the organism in Eukaryota, Metazoa, Cnidaria, Anthozoa, Scleractinia, Pocilloporidae. Gene Ontology annotation, molecular function: arylamine N-acetyltransferase activity. The record is from RefSeq and is a predicted model, not a curated record.
AUGGCGGAUGAGUUUCAUGCUUUGACCGCAAACGAAGUAGAGGAAUAUUUAGCUCGUAUUCACUUUACAGGCCCAAUAGAACCAACUCUUGACAUUCUUAAGGACCUGCAAAAAUGUCAUAUUUUAUCAGUUCCCUUUGAGAACUUAAGUGUGUUCGGAAAGGAGGAAAUAGUUCUCUCCAAAGAUUGGUUGUUCGACAAAGUCGUUCGAAGACAUCGCGGCGGGUAUUGCUUUGAACUUAACUCGAGUUUUUCGUUACUUCUCGAUCAUUUUGGGUACAGCUACGGAAGAAAAUCUGCUGCGGUCUACAGCCGCAAAUCGGGGCUUAUAGGAUCAUCGACUGAUCACCUGAUAAACGUCAUAAACAUUGGAGAUGCAAUGUGGUUGAGUGAUGUCGGUUUUGGAGAUUCAUUUUUAACUCCUCUCCUCAUCGACUGCUCUGCAGAUGGACAGGAACAACAAAGUGGGACGUAUCGUAUUAGGAAAGACGGCGAUCAAUAUUUCUACGAAGAGAAAGUGAAAACCAUUGUUGACGAGUUUGGUAACGAAGAAAAAGCAAAGGAGAAAUUUAUCACCGAAGCUGAAUGGGCUAUCAGGUACAGGUUUGACCUGACUCCUAGGAAAAUAGAAGACUUCCAUCAAAGUCUUAUUUAUCAUCAAACAGACCCUAAGUCUCCGUUUACCCACGAUCGCAUAUGCACCUUGGCAAAACCUUGGGGAAGGUUAACCCUUUCAGGGAACAAACUGACAACUUCAACCUAUCUGGGAGACAACAAAGUCAAGAAAGAGACCGAGGAACUCAGUGGAGAGGAUGAGAUUGUAAACGAACUAGCACAGAAGUUUGGAAUUAGAAAAGAAUCUUGUUUACACCCUGAAGGAUCCAUGUAUCACGGAUUAGAACUGAAAUGAAAUAUUUCUUAAUUCAAAUUCAUUAAGGGCUUUCUGUUACAUAAUUGUAUGGGGCAAAAAUUUUAUUCUGCCAACCCUUCCCUCUUAGCAUUGCAUCGCUGAACAUUUGGAAAGGAACGUUAAAUAUGAAAAGGAAUCACACUGAUGGUCACAGAUUGUCUUCUUGAAAGAUUUUCUCAAAGGAAUAACUUUGUAAAGAAAAGGUCUUUUAAAAGUUGUUAUCAGUCCUUACGAAGCGGCUGUUUCAACAGUUCAUUGAUAAUAGUUAGAUAGUUAUGCAAUGAAUAAUAAUAUGGAAGACCCUUCACUCAAGUCAAUUCGAAGCAAAUGAUUGGAUUCCUUUUCUUCUGGAGCAGUCAGGUCGAACAAGCGAUGUUACCCUCAGAUGUUACAACCGCAAAUGGGUCGUUAAAACUUAAAACCUAGAUGCUCUUAAAUCAAAAUUGGUUGCUCUUUGAUCAAAAUUCGCACAAAUGCUAAAUGUUUCUCUUGUCGAUACUUUCAAAAUAUGUGUUGUGAACAAGGAAGACAGAUUCAUGAGUGCAGAAA